AUGCCCAAAUCAAUGAAAACCUGGCAAGUAAAGGCGAUUAAAAACGGCCGACGGCCACUACCAGAGGAACCAGGUCAGCGUCCAUGGAUACCAGAGAAACCCGAGGACACACCAUGUCAUCCCCCCGAGGCAUCUUUGGCCAAGGCCGUAGCCGCGCCUGCUCAAAGACUUGCUACGAACGGCUCCAAGGGCUCUCCCUGGACAGACCAAGAAGUUGCCCUUCUGGUCAAUCUCAAGCAUCAAAAUUUUGGAUGGGUGUGUAUACAGCGCUAUUUUCCCAACCGACCCAUCGACGGUAUCAAGCAGAAGUGGUUCAAGCAGGCCCAGCUAGCGCGAAAGACCAUGUCGAAUUAG
This is a messenger RNA of Ilyonectria robusta, 354 nucleotides long. RefSeq lists its product as uncharacterized. Lineage: Eukaryota; Fungi; Ascomycota; Sordariomycetes; Hypocreales; Nectriaceae. The coding region runs from base 1 to 354 and encodes 117 amino acids. The record is from RefSeq and is a predicted model, not a curated record. The transcript is spliced from 3 exons.